UGGAAGGCGAGCACUCGCAGCAUCAGCAACACACACACACACACACACACACACACACACACACACACACACACACACACACACACACACACACACACACACACACAAAGAGGUCAGCUCGCGUGCUGCGACUUGAAUGGGAGAUAACCGAGUGCCGCCAGACACGAUAAAGGAAAUAGGAACUAAUCGUUGUGUUGUGUCAUACAAGGGAGAGAGCGGCGACGGCAGGGCAAAUUCCAGCCAUUCCGACGUCUAUUUGGGAAGAAGAAAAGGAGGGAAGCAGAACGGUUUGAGGGAUCUGAACUUAAACCUAGCCAUUCCACAAAUGAUGUUUGCAAUGGGGUGGUUUCAGUUAAUGAAGAGAAUGAUCAGUGUCUAAGGGAGCUGAACACCCUAGGGUCUCGAGCUUUUUCACACGAGAGUGUAUUUAUCCCUGAGGACUCAGAGAAGGUGUAUCCAGGGCAGACAAUGUCCCAGGAGAACGUUUCAGACAAAGUCAAGAACAUUCAGAGGCAAAUUGGACAUAAUAUCAAGUUUGGUCAGAGACCCCCUUCACUUAGGAAGAGUGAGGGAGAUGACGGUAGCUCAGAUGAGGAAGAGGUACCACAAAGUCCGUUAAAGGUUCUUGCUCAGGUGGAGUGUGAGCCACAGCAAUCUGAAGCCAUGGAAAAGGCUGAUAGCCAUGAUUUGGUCCAGUACAGAACUCCAGUCAAAUCCCCACGCACUAAGCGCCCACCUCCACCUGGUACAAUUGAGUCCAUCAAUCUAGAUGCUGUUCCUCAGUCUGUCCCACGCUUGGACAACACUGCUGCCAAACACAAACUGUCUGUCAAACCAAAGAACCAGAGGGUGUCUCGCAAACACAGAAGGUUUACACAGGAUUUUCAUGAAUUGGAUCUCUCUGAAAUGCAAGAGGAAACAGAAACACAAAAACAUGAAGAAGUAUUUGAUUUGUCAAAAGAGGACUACAACAGUAUGCAUAAGAGCAAAGAAGAUUAUGAGCUCACUGAGAAAUCCAUUAGAAAGCAACUUCAUGAGGAGGAGCAAGCACGGCUUGAGCUUCAAAGAAGGGAACAAGAAGAGAGAAAGAGGGAAGAGCAAUGGAGGCGAAUGGAGGAGCAAAGGCUAGAAGAAGAGAAAAGGCACAUACAGGAAGAAGAACGAAGGCAAAAGGAGGAAGAGGAGAGGAAGCAACGAGAGGAAGAGGAGAGAAGAGCAAGGGAAGAGGAACAGAGGAGGAAAGAAGAGGAAGAGCUGCAAUUAAGACAGGAGGAGGAAAGAAAAAGGCAACAGGAUGAGGAAAGAAUGAGGAAAGAGGAAGAGGAAAGAAGAGCAGAGGAAGAGAGAAGGCGGAGAGAAUUUGAGGCAGAGAAUUUUCUUCUGGAAGAGGAAAGAAAAAGAGAGCAGGAGGAAACAAGGAGAAAGGAGGAGGCAGAAAAAUGUAAGAUUCAGGAGUUAAAGGAGAAACGACAGAAUGAGGAAGAGCAAUGGCUACGUGAGGAAGAAAUACGCCAUCAAGAGAAGGCGGCUGAGAGAAAAAUCCAAGAAGAAGAAAAAAAGAGGAAGGAGGACAGAAAGAGGCAAAAGCAAGAAGAGAAAGCAGCUGAGGAGCAGGCUAGAGCCACUGACCUAGAAUGGAAAAGAAAGGCAGAGGAACUGCGAUGGAGAGAGAUGGAGGAGAGACAAAGACCCUUCACUUUCAAGGUGUCCUCAGGUGAGAAACAGAUACUCUUUCAAAAGGUCAACCUCACCCCUGUUACUCCAGGAACUGGCCAACAGAUUGAAACAACAGCUGAAACCAGGGAGGGAGCUAAAGGCCUUUCACCAGGAUGCGCUGAUUCACCUACUCUGUCUUCAUCUCUUUACGUCCCUCAUACUGCUAUUCUUGUGACAGGAGCCCAGCUUUGUGGAACUGCAGUCAAUCUCGAUCAGAUCAAGGAUACAGCAUGCAAGUCCCUUCUUGGUCUUUCCGAAGACAAAAAAGCUAUGGGCACUCCACCAACCAAGAGCAAGACUUCUCCAGAACUUAAAUCUGGAAAAACCAAAUCCUUAUACGAGUCUUCCGUAUCUGCAGACCAAUCCAAUACUGAAGUACUAGCGGAAUGGGCAAGUAUCCGAUCUAAAAUUUUUAAAGGUGCUGAAGAUGUAAAAUAUGAUGAGUAUCCAGAUCAGUGUCGCAAGCAAUCCAAGAGCAGACCAAUAAGUGAGGAUCUACAUACAGUGCCAUUCUCUCACACUAACCUCAGAAAAACCUUGUCAGUCAGUGCUAAGUUUUCCAUUACCCCAGCCAGAAAGAAAUUUGCUGAUUCUAACAGGAACUCAGAGAUUUUCAGUCAGGAAGAAAGAGAGGGUGAGAAAACAGAAUUGGCACCUCUAGAAAUUAAUUCUGUCCAAAAGGUAGAGUUGCCCUCUAUAGGUACCAAGAGCAGGGGAAGUAAGGUUGUCCGUAUUGCAGAUAGUGCUGAAGAAUGCAAGUUUGCCAAAGACCUCCCUUCCUUUCUUGUUCCUAGUCCGCCACAUGGAUCCCCCAAAUCACAGAGAUCUGAGACUAGGUCCCCAAGUUACACAGAAUCAGAAGACUCAGACACAAAGAAUGAAGGGGAUCAGAAGGAUCUAAGUGGUAAUGAGAGGCCCUCACCUUUUGGAAUCAAGCUGAGAAGAACCAACUUUUCUGUUUGCUUUCAUAAUGAACAAUCUGCAGAGAAGAGGAAGAAAAGGUACAGUGCAGGUGACAGCUUUGAAGGGGUCCCAGUUCCCCUAACCUCCAUUGACCAAAACUCUGACACCUCUACACCCUCUGAAAAGUCAAGCCCGGCUUUUCCCCAACAAGAGACUUCUGGACACCGACCCCCUGCAGCACCUAGUAUAGAAUCUCGAACCAAGAUGGUCAGAAGUACAGUCCCUUCAGCACACACUGAAAGUGACAACUUUGUCCCCAAGCCUCCACUUUGCCAAAAACCACCUACCUCCCCCAAACCAUCUGAAGGUGCCACACCUCCACCCUCUCCUCUCACGAAACCUGGCAGAAGGACUUCUGGGGACAGGGAAACAGGGGAACUAGAACAGGUAGCUACUGAGCAGAGCAGUGAUUUUAAGGAAGAAACUUCAGCAUCUGUACCAUCCCAAAGAAAAGGAGAGGAUGAGCAAAAAGAGAAGAAGUCAUUUUUUCCAUCCAUCAGCAUCCCGUGGAGAGAAAAAACAGAUCGCAGGACAGAACUCCUUAAAAGAGAAAAACCCUCUCUGCAGACCAGACACUCCCUGGACAGCUCACGGACACAGGAGAAAGAGGCAGGACCACUGUGGAUCACUCUGGCACUACAGAAACAGAAAGGAUUCAGGGAACAGCUGCAGAACCGGGAGGAGAGGAAGUGCCAGAGAGAGGCUAAGCUGGCUGAUAAACAGACUAGAGACAGAGAAAUCGUUGGAAUGGACAGUCCUACAGAAGAUAAAGGCAUUGGAAGUUCAAGUCCCCCCAAGCCUCAAACAGCAGAUGAGAUUAAGAGACCAGACACACUCCUAGCCCGCUUUGAACGACGCGAGAACUUGAAGAAAGCCAUUACCUUGCCCAGCUCAGUCACAGUUGAAAUAACAGACUCUGCACCCUCUCCGCCGGCAACGAAGGAUGUGACAAAGCGAUUCCCUCCUGGUGACACUACCCAGGUUUCCACUGAGCCUGCUUGGCUCGCCCUAGCCAAGCGUAAGGCCAAAGCCUGGAGCGAUUGCCCACAGAUCAUCAAGUGAUCCAAAACUUUUGACCCAGUGUUAACAGCAAAUAAGUAUCAUCCCCUUCAUCCACAUCAAUUAGACAACACUGCACCCCAACUCACCUCUGGCUCUGAACAGCAACAACUUUACACAUCGCUAUUUUACUUUUUCCCUGAACAUUCUACAAGUUACAAGCUACCAGGCAUUUUCUAAUAAUUGGUAUUUAAGAAUGAAAAAUGUAUUGCCGUAAUGACAAAACAUUGUGCCUAUAGAACUGUACUAUUUAGAAUUCUGUCAGAUGAUGGAUUAGAUAACAAAUAAUGAAAUGUAUCACCUUCUCCAGAAGCCAACCCUUGUUUCUUCUGGUUCUCAAUCAGUACAAGCGAUUUUUGCAAUAAUGUACAACAACAGUAUAUUUAAUCAUUUUCAGUCGCAGCUAAUCAAACACCUAAAAUCUUUGUCAAGCAGAACAGACCUUCUAACCUUAACAGUCGUCAAAGUUCAGUGAUCUUGUUCAUCAGUGUAUAUACACAAUGCAUGUCAAACUGUUGAUCCUAGAGAUGUUCAAAAUUCAAUACAAUGUAACACAUUUUAAAUUAGAUAAGACACUAUGUUGUUGCUUUGGUGACAAUUCUGGGAAGCAAUUCAAGGGCUAAUAAUAACAGUUGGUGAAUCCUAAACAAAUUUGUCUCACUCCAACAAGCAUGUAAAUCAGAGAAACAGUUUUGUAUUUUUUUUUAACUAUUGGUACAGUUUCUCAUGUAUUCACUCAAAUGUGUUGGCACCACUAGUCCUUGUUGAUGGACAGAUAUGGUCUUCAUUUUUUCUUAACUUAUUAUAUUUGAUAUCUUGGCAAAGAGCAAAGAUCUUCACUGUGUCCGCGACAACUGUGAGUACUGUCCUUUAACUAUUGCUAAAAAUCAUAAUUAAUAUGAUAUGUCAGCACUGUUUACUCGUAAUUAUCUAACUCUGAAUUUCAACAUUUCCAUUACAGCAUAGUAUAUAUACCGUUGAGCCGUGUUGUCAAUUGAUGAAAAAUCUACUUCUUGCAGUGUCUAUAGCCGCCUGCCUCCUUAGAUGUGGUUGCCUAGGAUGACAAACUGCUUGCUUGCUGUAACAUAAACAAUGCUAUACUGAAGUUACGUGUGCUAGCAUCUCUUUUACUGCUACUUAGCGAAACCUGCAAAAUGGCUAAGUGAUGGGAGAUCAGUGUUUCAAAUGAAACGCCCCAGGGGGAGUCAGAACAAGAGGUCUAGCCAAUGAGAGGUUCCUUUAGAAAAAUGGGAGCAAUUCCAAUGAGUGAAUGGAAUAUUAUUGGACAUCAUCUCUAUGUCCUAACCCCAGGUUGCAUCAAGGGGAUUGUCACUGUAGGCAAAGCUGUACAUGAAGGUGAACUGUAAGACACUCUGGAUAAAAAGUGUCUACUAAAUGAUGGACAUUACUAAAUGGAAGCCUUGAUCUCUCAGCAGAGCCACUGACCCCACUAUCUAAUGUAAUGUUGUGUGUAUGUAAUGUAUGUAGGUAUGUAUGUAUGUAUGUAUAGAGGUGAAAUGGAAUGGACUGUAUUCCUUUGGAGAUUUCCUUAACAUAAGUCGCGUCACUUUGUUUUUACAUUGGUCAUGUGCAAUAGUGUAGCAUAAACAGUGUUGUCUGUGACAUGAAACAAAAAUGGUUUGUUGAUAAUUGCACUUUUUGUUCUACUUUAGAAAUAUCCAUUAUUGAAAAAUUGACGCAAAAAUUAUGAAAAAUGUAGAGAAAAUUAAAGGUGU
Molecule: messenger RNA, 5474 nt
Organism: Xyrauchen texanus (razorback sucker)
Lineage: Eukaryota; Metazoa; Chordata; Actinopteri; Cypriniformes; Catostomidae
Gene: cracd
Product: capping protein inhibiting regulator of actin dynamics
Exons: 9
Coding region: 469-3741 (1090 amino acids)
Biological process (GO): negative regulation of barbed-end actin filament capping; maintenance of gastrointestinal epithelium
Source: RefSeq, a predicted model, not a curated record